AUGGCCGCGUCCACCCUGUCCGUCUGCUCCAGCGACCUGAGCUAUGGCAGCCGCGUCUGCCUGCCCGGGGCCUCGGACUCCUGCCCCGACUCCUCCUGGCAGGUGGACGACUGCCCAGAGAGCUGCUGCGAGCCCCCGUGCUGCGCCCCCGCCCCCUGCCUGACCCUCCUGUGCGGCCCCUCCUCCCCCUGCCAGGGAGACUGCUGCACCCCUGCGUGCUGCAAGCCCGUGUGCUGCACCCCUGUCUGCUGCAAGCCCGUGUGCUGCACCCCUGUCUGCUGCAAGCCCGUCUGCUGCACCCCUGUCUGCUGCAAGCCCGUCUGCUGCACCCCUGUCUGCUGCGAGAACUCCCCCUGCUCAGCACCCUCCUGCUGCCAGCCCAGCCCCUGCUGCAGACCCUCCUCCUGCGUGUCCCUGCUCUGCCACCCCGCGUGCCCCCGCCCCGCCUGCUGCGCCCCUGCCUCCUCCUGCUGCCGCCCGGCCUCCUGCGUUUCCUUGCUCUGCCGCCCCGUGUGCAGGCCCGCCUGCUGCACCCCUGUCUGCUGCCAGGACUCCCCCUGCACAACCUCUUCAUGCUGCCAGCCGUCCUGCUGCACCUCCUCCCCCUGCCAGGAAAACUGCUGCACCCCUGUCUGCUGCAAGCCCGUCUGCUGCACCCCUGUCUGCUGCAAGCCCGUCUGCUGCAAGCCCGUCUGCUGCACCCCUGUGUGCUGCGAGGACUCCCCCUGCUCAGCCUCUUCCUGCUGCCAGCCCAGCCCCUGCUGCAGACCCUCCUCCUGCGUGUCCCUGCUCUGCCGCCCCGCGUGCCCCCGCCCCGCCUGCUGCGCCCCUGCCUCCUCCUGCUGCCGCCCGGCCUCCAGCGUGUCCCUGCUCUGCCGCCCCGUGUGCCCCCGCCCUGCCUGCUGAGGCCACCAUUCUGAUAGGCACGUCCCCCCAGGGCCAGCUGAACACUCUGGGGACCCCCGGCUCUUCCCUGCCUCCUUCACGAUCUAACCCAGCACAAUCUUGGGCACACAGGUCAGCGUGAAUGUUCACCAUCUUCGGACCCUAAUAACCAGGGCCGAGCCGGU
Messenger RNA from Felis catus (domestic cat), 1070 nucleotides. RefSeq names its product keratin-associated protein 10-7-like. NCBI's taxonomy places the organism in Eukaryota, Metazoa, Chordata, Mammalia, Carnivora, Felidae. Bases 1 to 906 code for a protein of 301 amino acids. The record is from RefSeq and is a predicted model, not a curated record. Gene Ontology annotation, cellular component: keratin filament. The transcript has a single exon.